GAGUAAAAAACAAUCUAAAUCUAAAAAGAGAAAAAAAAAAAAAACACUGAUCACCCAUUCGUUCUGAGAUAUAACAUCGUGCUUACUUUUUACUACUUUCUAAACCACUUUCAACAUUCUAUGAGAAGCUAUUUCUGUUUGGGAACCAAGAAAACUGAAGAGCAUUAGGGGGAAAAAAGCUCAAAAAUUCGAAGGCUUUUGAUUUGAAAAUUGAAACCAAAAUUAUGGAAGACAAUCCCAUGACUGCAAUGACAGUUGCAAGCCCUAAGACCACACAGGAGCUAGCCGUGGAGGGCCAGAAGCAUCUAGAAGACACCAUAGAGGCCGCUUUCCAGAUCCUCUCCUCCAUGAACGACGAGCUCUGCAAUCCCGCCUUGUGGUCCACUACUUCUUCAGCUUCUUCUCCUCCCGCCCCUGUCAAUGCUACCUCUUCCCUCUCAAACGGCGUCGUCGCUAACGGAGACGCCUCUGCUUCUGAUGGCACCGGAGCCCAUCAUCACCACGGGGAGCUUGGUGGUGGUGGUGCUGCUGCUGGGGCUGGGGCUGCCGGGGGUGCUCUUGGUGAGGCUCAGUUCCGCUACAAAAACGCUGUCUCUUCGCUUCGUGCCAUUCUUACUUCAAUUCCCACUUCUCAGAGAGGAAGAGCAUACGAAUCGGGAUCAACUGCAACUGGUUCAUUGUCCCAAGCAGAGCAAUUAGAGAUUGAAAAAUUAGAAGAGAGAUCCUCUAAUCUGAAAAAGGAGCUUGCAAACAAGAAUUCCUAUCUCAAAAAUCUCAUAGAUCAGUUACGAGACCUUAUUGCUGACAUAUCUACAUGGCAAAGCCCAUGUUCAGUCUGAGUUCAAGGUGGAUAGAUGAGGUUUCAAAUAUGCUUCGCAACAAGAGUGGCUUGAGCUCAUAUCCUAACAAUUUUUAUGAGUCUCCCCUAAAGACUUGGGCUUGAGCAACGAUGUGUAGAUGUUUCAACCAAAGCUGGGGGACCGGAGUGAUUAUGUUUCAGUAUUAUAUGGCUGUAAAAUGCGAUGUACAAGUAUAUUUAUUACGAUUUGUUAGAAUCGUGGAAAUUUUGGUUUUAUAUGUGCUCAGGGUCAAACUAUCUCAAAACAAGUUUCUCCUUUGAAAAUUUUGUAAUAGACAUUCGACAGUUGUUUCAAACUCACACUUCUGAUUUCUUUUCCA
Molecule: messenger RNA, 1179 nt
Organism: Humulus lupulus (European hop)
Lineage: Eukaryota; Viridiplantae; Streptophyta; Magnoliopsida; Rosales; Cannabaceae
Product: mediator of RNA polymerase II transcription subunit 30
Exons: 3
Coding region: 225-839 (204 amino acids)
Cellular component (GO): mediator complex
Source: RefSeq, a predicted model, not a curated record